Trichomycterus rosablanca is the source of this 1645-nucleotide messenger RNA. It is a transcript of the gene scpep1, whose product is annotated as serine carboxypeptidase 1. Gene Ontology annotation, molecular function: serine-type carboxypeptidase activity. Gene Ontology annotation, biological process: proteolysis. The coding region runs from base 91 to 1434 and encodes 447 amino acids. The transcript is spliced from 13 exons. NCBI's taxonomy places the organism in Eukaryota, Metazoa, Chordata, Actinopteri, Siluriformes, Trichomycteridae. The record is from RefSeq and is a predicted model, not a curated record.
CAGGUGCUGACAAUUCGGAUCAGGUCUGAAUCAGAAUCAGGAGCAGGAGCAGAACUUUGAUCCGGAUCAGUUACAGUGAGGCUGAGGAGGAUGAAGAUGAAGCUCGGCGGUGUUUUUGUUUUCACUUUCAUCUCUGCUUUGAUGUUGGGAUCAUGUUUUCACCUGGGCGUCUCCGUGGUUUCGGGGAAGGAGGCGUGGGACUACGUGGAGGUGCGGGACGGCGCUCACAUGUUCUGGUGGCUCUACUACGCUAACGGCUCCUCCAGCAGCUUCCAGGAUCUUCCUCUCAUCAUGUGGCUUCAGGGAGGACCUGGAGGAUCCGGCUGUGGGUUCGGGAACUUCGCUGAGAUCGGACCGCUGGACACCAACCUGCAGCAGAGGGACACGUCCUGGGUGAACGCAGCGAGUGUUCUGUUCGUGGAUAAUCCUGUAGGAACGGGUUACAGCUACACCGACUCGUAUGGAGCUCUCACCAAAAACGUGGCGAUGGUGGCGGCAGACAUGAUGGUUCUACUGAAGCACUUCUUCACCAAGAGAACUGAAUUCCAGAAAGUUCCGUUCUACAUCUUCUCUGAGUCGUACGGAGGAAAGAUGGCGUCUGCUAUCGGACUGGAGCUCAACAAGGCGGUACAGAGUGGAUCUAUAAAGUGUCGUUUUGCGGGCGUGGCUCUGGGAGACUCAUGGAUUUCUCCUAUUGACUCAGUUCUGACGUGGGGACCGUACCUGUACAGCACUUCUCUGCUGGAUGAUGCUGGUCUGAAGGAAGUGAUGCAAUCAGCGAAGGAAGUUCAGAAGGCGGUGGAGCAGGGAGAGUACGAGAGCGCCACCCAGCUGUGGAGUGUUACUGAGAACGUUAUCGAACAGAACACCAACGGCGUGAACUUCUACAACAUCCUGACCCGGGACGACAGCGACCUGCUCACAUCCAGCAGCAGCGCGGGUGAAGGAUUCCUCGCUGCUCUGACGCGGCGCCAUGUUCACCCACUGCAGCGCCAGUCGCUCUCACAGCUGAUGAACGGACCAAUCAGAGAGAAGCUGGGCAUCAUUCCCAAAAACGUCACAUGGGGAGGACAGGCGGAGGAAGUGUUUUUAAGCAUGGCGGGAGACUUUAUGAAGCCGGUGAUUGAUGUUGUAGACGAGCUCCUGGCUGCAGGAGUGAACGUCACCGUCUACAACGGACAACUGGACCUAAUCGUGGACACCAUGGGACAGGAGUUCUGGGUGAAGAAGCUGAAGUGGGCCGGUCUGGAUCAGUUCAGUCAGAUGAAGUGGACGCCGCUAGAAGAUCCACAAUCUGCUGGACAAACUGGAGCUUUUUAUAAGACCUACAAGAACUUCUCCUUCUACUGGAUCCUUAAAGCUGGACACAUGAUCCCGGCGGAUCAGGGCCCGAUGGCGCUGAGGAUGAUGAAGAUGGUGACGCAGCAGGAGUGAUGAAGAUUGCUGCUUCAUUUAGGACAAUCAGACAGAAGACCUGGACGAGAUGGGGUGGGGGGGUGCGGCGUCCAAUCCUCUUAUUUCAGCUUCACACCAAAAAUCUGAUUCUGCACAAGUGUUUUUGUUUGUUUGUUUGUUUUUGUGGCGUCUGAUGAAACUGACGAGCUUUUACAUUUAAUCCACGUCUGAAAUAAAAUGAUUUUUUUUA